AUGAUUACUGGGGGGACUUCGACAGCAUCACCAUUACCAUCACCUGCUCUGCGUUCUCCAUGGCACUCCCCCGUGCCUUACCUCUUUGGGGGACUGGCGGCCAUGUUGGGACUCAUUGCUUUUGCUCUCUUGAUCCUGGCGUGCUCAUACUGGAAAUUUUCUAGCAAUGGUGGCGACGGAGAGAGGGACCUCGAGGCUGGUGAGGGUAAUGGCAGCGAAGGCUCUGAGGCUGCCAUCGUUAAACCACCACCGGCGCUUGAAAAGAAAUAUCUUGUGAUCAUGGCCGGACAAGAGAAACCAACUUUCUUGGCCACUCCUAUGUCAAGUAGAGCAUCAUCUUUUGGUAGCAAAAGCCCUUGCAGCACCAGUAGCGACACUACUCUGACAUCAAAGGAGGAUAAUGAAGAGAAGAAGCAGGAAACAAAUGGUAGACAGAUAGAAAUGGGGACCGUGGAAGCUCAUCAGGCACCAGAUCAAAUCAAUUGA
Fraxinus pennsylvanica is the source of this 486-nucleotide messenger RNA. Lineage: Eukaryota; Viridiplantae; Streptophyta; Magnoliopsida; Lamiales; Oleaceae. The record is from the annotation of a GenBank genome assembly.